Messenger RNA from Coprinopsis cinerea okayama7#130, 3423 nucleotides. RefSeq lists its product as hypothetical. The coding region runs from base 1 to 3423 and encodes 1140 amino acids. The transcript is spliced from 17 exons. Lineage: Eukaryota; Fungi; Basidiomycota; Agaricomycetes; Agaricales; Psathyrellaceae. The record is from RefSeq and is a predicted model, not a curated record.
AUGUCCGCCGAAUCUCAAUCUUCUGUGCCUGCUUCCUUCCAAAACCCCAAUCCCCUGGUCUCGACGGGUGCCUCCCCGCCAGAGGAAAAUUCGGGGGCAGAAGGCACCGUCGUUGAAGAACCACGCGACAAGUCGGCUCCGGCGCGCUUGAUACCAUCCCUUACCUUGGCCGACGACGCCAUCGUGGUUCACGCUGUCCCCGUUCCCCCCAGUAACAGGGACCAAGAAGGUGAUCCAUCCGCCAAGGAAAAAAGGCAACCUGAUGCCAAAGAAGACUUGAUCGCCCAGCCUGAGCAGGAUGCGCCCAAUCGCAGAGUCACUCGAAGCCGUGCUCAGUCUUCUCAGACCUCCAACACAUCCAAAACUAAUCUACCGACUCCAAAACGAAAACAACCGGCAAAAAGUAAACAAUCUCGUCGUCCUUCAAACGACCACAACGCCAGCGAACACAACGGCGUCACCCAAGGUUCUCCGGGUCACGUUGCAACCUGCCAUGAUGCUCCCAACUCCUUAAUGCCCGCCCUACCGAUACAGGGAGACUCCUCGUCGGGUUCCCUGACCUUCGCCCUUCCGCUGGCUCCCGCGGUUUCGAAUAGCACCGUAGAACCAUCAACCACCGCUACCGACGACAACGCUCCUUCUCCGCGAACUGAAGAUGUCCCCUCCCGCGUGCUUCACCAAACGUCUUCUGAAGCCCUUGGCGAAGGCGGGAGUGUUAGGAGGGUCCGCCUCCUUGUCGCCAGCCCCGGCCUCCAACACCACCCAACGCUGGGGCCCCCUCCAGGUCCCCCAGGGCCUGAGGCGAUACGACGGACGAACUCUUUGAUUGAGUCGAUAGAACCCGUUAUCAGGCAAAUCGAGAGGGAUCACGUCGACAGCAAUGAACAAGAGCCUAUUGAGGUACCCGAUGUACUCGAGGACUCCUCCGACUGCGACGAUUACUUACAGGUACUUGCUGCCAACGUUGAACCUUUAAUUGACGACGAAGCAGAAGAUGAUUGCGACGAGGAUGACGAUGAAAGUGAACACAGUGAGCCUAACGAUUACGAUCGCACCGAUCCCUUCAUAAACGAUGAACCCUCCUCGGACCAUAAUGCAGAAGAUGACGACGACGAUACACCUAGGAAACGGUACAUAUCUCGACUGCUGAGGUUAAUGCAAUUCACCGAUGUUGACCUCCUCAGGUCUUCCAAUAAUCGUCCAACACGACCACGCAAGCGCUCCCGCCGAGUGCCUUCGUCCUCGCGAUCACCCUCUCCCUCGCAUGACUCCGCCGAGGAAGACGAAGCAUGUUCCCGCCAACGUAGUGCCGCUAAAUCCAACAAGCGACACCGAGAGCGAAGAAGACGAGACCGAUCCCGACGAUCAUCUCGCUCACACCGACGAAGCCGUCGUCAUACGAAGCGCCGCCGCUCCCCCUCCUCAUGCUCCUCAUCGUACUACGACUCGGACUCUGCAUCGUCCGCAAGCGACGAAUACAUCCCACGCCGUUCUAAGAGGUCCCGCGUCGAUGGAAGUGACGAGGUAGUAGCAAGUCGUCGACAAACAGGGCCGAGCCAGUCUCAGAAAGACGCAACGCCCGCCAUUGCAAAUUCCCCCGCUACACCCUCCAACUCCCUCGCAACACCAGAAACGAUCUCUGUGAACGAUCAAAAGCGACGGGAGGCUAUCAGACAGGGCAAGACCAAGGCCCGCGAUCCCCACGAGGACGACAGCGCCUCUCCGGACACCAUCGUUGCUAAUACGAACGACGAGGACGACCCUCGAACGAGAGACCUCAUAAGGCGUGCCAUCGAAGAGUCCCGGCGUUUGUGGGAAGAAUCCCUUUACAAGGCGCAACUUGAGGCAUUUUCUGCCACUCUAAUGUCCUCGCAUCAUGCGCCUCUCUCGGUACCAGGUCCCUCCAACAGACAGCUCCCCGUACCUUCCACACCUUUCUCAUAUAUGGCCGCCGCAUCCUUGCCAACACCCCUCUUGACUCCUUCGCCUGUCCAUACAUCGAACGUUCCUUCGAUAGCAAUGUCCAAGCCGGUGCCCCCUGUUACUCUGCCGGGAACUCCUUCAACGCCUACAGCAUCGAAUGCACCAAAUGAUGGCCCGAAUGUGACGCUCAAAAAGCGCAAGGGUCCCGUUCCCCGCCCGAAACCUCUGGUUUCCGCUGCUCCCAAAACGAAGCCGCCGUCCCGAGCCCUCCAAAAUCCCGGCCCCUCAACUGGUAGCGCUACGUCCAAGCCGUCCCCCAGCGCGUGGGUCUCUGCCCCCUCCGAAUGCGGGCAUUCAAAACCUGACGUCGUAUCCACUACUUCGGGCAGACAAUCGUCGUCAUCUACCCAAACGCCGGAUCCUGCUUCAAGCUCAACUUCUUCCAACCCUCGAAGAACAUUCAAAGAUGCUAUGCGGGGACGCCCUGCCUCGUCAAAGGCCAGGGAUCUCUGGGACUUGCCUGGAAACCUUCCGAAAUGCCGCCCUCCCAACGUCUGCGGAGUCAAGCCGACCAUGGACCGAGACGCUGUACUGGAAGAGGGCUACGGGGGCCUAGAGAACAGUCUCCAGCCGGCUGUUUUCACCAAGUGGACGAAGAGCAAGGGUCCGGGGUACUUUGUUUUCGCCCACUGGGGUGAACAAUGCCCCGACCUGUACGAAGGGCUUCUUUUGCGCGCUGUCACGUUCGUUCGCCACAAGGCCAUGGUGAACUUCUGCCGGGCGCCAACGACAUUAUUCACCGCAAAGAAACAGGGGACGAAGAAGGGCCGUUACCACGUGUACAUCGGUAAUCGUCCUGCCGUCGGUCUGCUGUUGGGUUACCUCGACAAAUCACAGCUCUGUGAGCCGGAUGGGAAGGAACUUCGUCAAAAAUUCGUCAACAUUAUUCCUAUGCUUGGGGAAUUCGACAUGUACCAGGCGGCUAUCUGCAACAUUCUACACUCCUCAACUCUUUCGGCGCAACUCGGUAUGAACGCUCUUCAGAUCGCGACGAGGACGAACUUUGCUCUGGGAGACACCCGAACAGGCAAAAGCCAUUUGUUUUCCAGAGGAGCUCGAGAAAAGGAGGACGACAACGAAGGGGACACGAACGUCAGGACUAACGGCUUUUCUUUGGACAACACUGCCGACGUACCGGUAUACGAUUUGCGCGAGCACCCCGACUUCAACUUUUCCUCCGAUUUGGAUAACGUUCACAAGCUGCCCCGGUGGGAAGAAGAGAUCCCUGUGGGAUCCUGUGUAGUCGUGGCUCACACCGUGGGCACCUACCUGUCACCAAGUACAGGCAAGAAACACGUCACCUUCAACAUCCAAUUCGUGCUACUUCUCGCUUUGCCGGCUCCUGUCGAGGAGGCCUUGUCCGAGGUCGAAGAUGGCCAAGACGAUGGGGAGGUUGCGGAUGACGAUGGUGACUGUGAGGCGGUAAACGAUACAGAUUGA